Molecule: messenger RNA, 2037 nt
Organism: Metarhizium acridum CQMa 102
Lineage: Eukaryota; Fungi; Ascomycota; Sordariomycetes; Hypocreales; Clavicipitaceae
Source: RefSeq, a predicted model, not a curated record
AUGGACGUCCAGCCAUGGCAGUAUGCUCCGCUGCCACUGGGAGAGAUCAAGGCAAGCGGCUGGUUGUGGGGAGAGAGCCGCGCCAUGGCUGAUGGCCUGUUUGGAUAUGAGCAUGACUUUUACAUCUUUGUGAAUUUGUCCAGCUGGCUGAACACGCCAGGCACCGGUGGUGUCGAAUACAGCAACCUCAAUGAAGCGCUGCCGUAUUGGUUCAACUCCGUCGUGCCCCUGGCUUACACUCUUGACAAUCACAGACUCAAGGAACAGGCAGAACAGGUCGCCACACAGGUUCUUGGACACCAGGCCAAUGACGGCUGGAUUGGCCCCGAGGUUGGAGACCUUAGGAACUUCUGGGCACGAACUCCCAUGUUCCUGGGUCUGAUCCAGCUGGCCGAGGCGGACAAGGCGAAAUGGGAGAAGCCCGUUGUUGACGGCCUGCGUCGCUUCAUGACCUUGGCAAACAAGAUGCUGAAGAACAACAGCGAGGGAUUUGCCAGGUGCCACCGCGAUGUGGACUGCUCAUGGGGCCAGGUUCGUAUCCACGAUCUCAUCAUCACUAUUCAAUGGCUCCUCGAGAACCAUCCAUUGUCCCCCGAAGAAGUCUCGGUGCUGUGGGAGAACAUGGACAUGUUUUAUUCCCAGAACCCACGCAAUUGGGACGCCUACUACGCCAACGUCAAGCCUGCUGAUCCGGGAGAUUCUUCCUCUCACCCGUUUAUUCAUGGCGUAAACGUUGGACAAGGUCUCAAGGCAUCAUCUGUCCUUUACCGCAUCAAUGGCAGCCAGGCCAUGAUUGACAUCACACAUAAAGCCGUAGAUUGGACCUUCGCCAACUACGGUUCGGCUUCUGGGACCAUUCUUGCUGACGAGCACCAACACACCUCGGCUCCUUAUGCUGGCAGCGAAUUGUGUACGGCUGUUGAAACCAGUUACUCCUUGGCAUAUCUCUACCAGAUCCUCGGCGACAACGACUUUGCGGACAGAGCCGAGCGCACCAUAUUCAAUGCCUUUCCCGCCAUGAUGACGGGCGACCACUAUGACGGCACUGAAGAGGAGAGAAGGAGGUCGCGCGGCAAAUGGGCGCACCAGUACAUGGCGCAGCCAAAUCAGCCGUGGGCUAUCAACAUAACCAAGGAAGACGGACACGUGCCCAACGUAUUCACGACUGCCAACAGCGGCCUCGCGACGACGUUUGGAAUGGAGCCCAUCUACCCAUGCUGCACGGUCAACCACGGACAAGGAUAUCCCAAAUUCGUCUCGCACAGCUGGGUGAGAAUCGGCGAAAAUGGCCUCGGUCAUGCUCUUCUCAGCCCGACCAAAGUAGUCACCACUGUCAAUAAGGCCCCCGUCACCAUCACCUGCGACACUGCAUACCCGUUUGAAGACACCCUGGUAUAUAGAAUCGACGCCAAGGGGGAAUUCGACCUCUACCUCCGUGUUCCGGGCUGGGCGACCGGCUACACCAUCACGGCUGUGUCACCAUCUGGGGUUUCCACCACCAACACUGGCACCGGCAAGGGCAUGCAAAAGGUUCCGAUCAAGGCGGGAGGCUCCAAGGUCAGGUUCACCAUUAGCGCUGCCGUCCGUACCGAGACGCGUCCCGGCGACAGCGUCGCCGUCUUUUUCGGCAACAUGCUGUACGCCCUCGACGUUGGAUAUUCAAAUACCACAUCCUUCCCGCACGCUUAUGGCAAUACCAAGGGCCCAGGGCUGGACUACCUGCCCUACAGAGAACUCCGCGACUACUACAUCAAAAACACCCAGCCCUGGAACGUGGCCAUUGACCCUAGUACGUUGAAGUACAGCGACGCUCGCAAUAAAGGGUUGAUUGACCCCAUCUUCGAGUACGGCCAGCCGCCUAAUUACGUGACUGUGGACGGGUGCGAGAUCAAUUGGAACUUGUACAUGGAUACCAUUCCGGACUUGCCACCGGCCCUGGCUGAUAGAAAAUGCAUUGGAGAGAAGAAGACGUAUAGACUGAUUCCGUACGGCGCUGCCAAGGUACACAUGUCAGACUUGCCCACCAUUAAGCUCUAG